Molecule: messenger RNA, 2325 nt
Organism: Alternaria atra
Lineage: Eukaryota; Fungi; Ascomycota; Dothideomycetes; Pleosporales; Pleosporaceae
Exons: 4
Coding region: 1-2325 (774 amino acids)
Cellular component (GO): cell surface
Molecular function (GO): endo-1,3(4)-beta-glucanase activity; glucan endo-1,3-beta-D-glucosidase activity
Source: RefSeq, a predicted model, not a curated record
AUGGGCCCAGCGCAGUCUCGACUUCCCAACGCUCGAGCGCUAUCAAACCCUACCAAGAAGGACGGAUGGCUUGGAUCAUGGCGAGAGACUCGUCAAGGUAUCAAGACCACGCUCGGCUACAAUGUCUCCACCGUUCGCGACGAGAUACCUCCCGAGAACAUCUUCACACCUAUACAACAAGAUGACAUCCUUCCGCAAGUGCCUAUCGGGCGUCAUCACCCAGUGCCUAGAACGGGAGUGGAGGAUGACGACAGGACGACCAUGCAUACCAACAAGUUCUACGCCAAUGCAUUUCUAGGACAGCAGAAUCAGCCUAUCUGGACGCACCCUUACUCGAUCUGGUGGGGGAAAUGGAUACUAGAUGUCGGAAUGGUGCAGACAUGGGGCAUGUGUAUAACUCAUAUUGAAGAAAGGGAUUUAGUGUUUGAGCCUGGGGAUCCUGUAGAAGGCUACAUCAACCCACUUCACAAGCAGCAUCUCGUCCUCAGCGCGGUCGAACUCGAUACGCAAACGACUCUUACUACAGAUAACCAUCUCCCGUUUUCUGUCAACAUCAACCUCAACGCGCACUCUACAGCUCAGGAGCCUAAGAUCACUUUCCCCGUUGUGCAGGGCAUGAGUUUCAUCACGGCUGGAUACCGAGGCGCAACACCCAUGAUACAAACAGGCGGCCGCGGCUUUGUGGAUCUGGUCGGACCAAUUGUCAUGACACCACGUACGGUCAAGUAUCGUCUGAAGGACAAGAACGGGCAAUGCUGGAUCAUGUACGUCAAUCCAGUAGCGAGUCUCGAUUACAAUGCCACAAGAUUCGUCAGACUCAAUCCGAACACGAUGCUUGGUCCACCAGCCUUCAAAGGCACAAUCCAAGUAGCCAAAAACCCUCUUGGCGCCGAAGGAGAAGCCAUGUACGACCGAGCCAGCGGCGCAUUCGUCUGCGAAGCCAAGCUCACAGCCGUAGUCCCAGACGGCAAAGGUAUAUACACUUUCCGCUACACCAAAAUUGGCACCUCACCGCUGCUCAUGUUCGCGCUACCUCACCACAUCGCAUCCCUCGACCCAGAAAUGAGAACCCAAGUCACACACCUACGUCUGCGCACCACAACCAAAGGCAUGGCAACAGCCAUCUGGGGCGACAAACUUACCUUCAUCGAACCCAACCUCCCCAUCACCAUGCACUUCUCUCCAUGGAACCCAACCAUGAGCUCCACCUCCAAAGUGCGAUAUUCCCCUGAAGUCCUCGCCUUUAUCGCCGCAGUCGCAGAACGAGACCUUCGUCGCGCAAUGACCGAACGCAUACCCCAAGACUCUCUAUACUUUGCCGGAAAAUCACUAGCUAAGUUCGCAACUAUCGUAUGGGUUAUCAAAGACGUGCUAAAUCACGAUGCCAUCGCCAACGCCGGCCUCGACAAACUAAAACAAGAACUAAGUAGAUACAUCGACAACGCACAACGCCACCCCUUGUACUACGACGAUAGUUGGAAAGGCGUCGUCUCAGCAGCUGGUUUUCCAGCAGAUCCGCAGGCUGAUUUUGGGAAUACGUAUUACAAUGAUCAUCACUUCCACUAUGCGUAUUUUGUUUACACGGCUGCUGUUGUCGGGUAUUUGAAUCCCGAGUGGUUGGGCCAGGGGGAUAACAGAGUGUGGACGAAUAUGCUAGUAAAGGACUUCGCAGAGAGCGACUAUAAUGGCCGCGACUACCCGUUUUCACGCGCGUUUGACUGGUGGCAUGGACACAGUUGGGCGAAAGGGCUUUUUGAAGCAGCCGAUGGGAAAGAUAUGGAGAGUACAGGUGAAGAUGCUUUUAGCAGUUUUGCAGUGAAGAUGUGGGGAAAGGUUAGCGGGGAUGCUAAUAUGGAGAAGAGAGGUAAUCUCCAACUAGCUAUCCAAGCCCGCUCUUUCAACUCGUACAUAUAUCUCCGGUCGAACAAUACCAACCACCCGGCACGGUACACGCAGAAUAAAGUCGUGGGGAUACUGUUUGAGAAUAAAGUCGACCACGCGACAUACUUCUCCCUAGCGCCCUCCCUAAUCCACGGCAUCCACAUCGUCCCCAUAAACCCCUCAACCUCUCUGAUCCGCCCCCGGGGUUUCGUAAAAGAGGAAUGGGAGGGCUAUUUCACAGAGGGAAGAGCAAAUGUCGAAGGCGGCUGGCGCGGUAUCCUCUAUGCCAACCUUGCCCUGAUUGAUCCCAAAGCAAGUUAUAGUUUCUUCAGAGAUGGGAUCGAUGGGUUUUGGGACGAGCGGUGGAUCGAUGGUGGGGCGAGUAGGACGUGGUAUCUCGUUUGGGCGGCGGCAUUGGGAGAGUUUGCUAAGGCAGGGAGGUGA